CUGGGCUUGUCUCUGGCGGGCCUCUCCUCUCUGGCCGGCCUCUCGCGUCCGCCCGCCGCGGUCGCCGCCGCCGCCGCCGUCGCCGCCGCCGGGAAGGUCAGCAGCAGUCACCUCUGCUUGGCCGAGACUAAGAUCCUUGCCGGCACAUUUCUGGAUAUCCUGUUGAACCUUCUUAAGAAUUCAGAGAAACUGUCAGGUGACCACUGAAAGAAAGAUCUAAUCUUAAGGCUUACGCAUAUCCCAUCCACCACAUCAGAACAAUGUCCUACGUUUUUGUAAAUGAUUCUUCUCAGACUAAUGUGCCCUUGCUACAAGCCUGUAUUGAUGGAGACUUUAACUAUUCCAAGCGGCUUUUGGAAAGUGGCUUUGACCCAAAUAUUCGUGACAGCAGGGGCAGAACAGGCCUUCACCUUGCAGCAGCCCGAGGGAAUGUAGACAUCUGCCAGUUGUUGCAUAAAUUUGGUGCUGAUCUUCUGGCCACAGAUUAUCAAGGGAACACAGCUCUUCAUCUCUGUGGUCAUGUGGAUACUAUUCAAUUUUUGGUUUCCAAUGGACUCAAAAUUGAUAUUUGCAAUCAUCAAGGUGCUACACCCUUAGUUCUGGCAAAGCGCAGGGGAGUGAAUAAAGAUGUCAUCCGAUUGCUGGAAUCUUUGGAAGAACAAGAGGUAAAAGGAUUUAACAGAGGAACUCACUCAAAACUGGAGACCAUGCAGACAGCUGAGAGUGAAAGUGCUAUGGAGAGCCAUUCGCUCCUCAAUCCCAACCUACAGCAAGGUGAAGGAGUCCUGUCCAGCUUCCGAACCACAUGGCAGGAGUUUGUAGAGGAUCUGGGUUUCUGGAGGGUUUUGCUCUUGAUCUUUGUCAUCGCUUUGCUGUCUCUUGGCAUUGCCUACUAUGUGAGUGGGGUGCUCCCCUUCGUGGAAAACCAGCCCGAACUGGUGCAUUAAAGGAGCUCAUGGGAGACGAGGCAGAUAGAUGCCUGUUUCCUGGCUUCCAGUGUUCCUCAGUUUCUCAAAAUUGUUCUCUCAGUGCAAGGCAGUGAGGGCUGUAUAUUUUUUCUUUCUGCAUUUUUACAUAUUGUAAUCCUUUUAGAACAAUGUGUAGUCAAGGAUACUGCAUCCUAAAGCUACCUCUGACUCAACCUGACUUCUUAGGAAAGCCUACACAUAGCCUUGUUUGAUAAAAAUAUGGGAAUGACUAAAGAAUGAAAGAUAAAGGAAGAAACUAGGAAGUCCUUGCUAUAGAAACCUUACCAUAAUAAUAGGACCAACUAAAGUGAAGUGUUCAAAAAGAAAAAGAUUUUAAUCAAUUUUGGUUGGUGGUUUUGUUUUAUUUUGUUUUGUUUUUGCCAGAGCCCCUUUUCUCUUUUUAAUUUACGUCCUCUGGGACUAGGGGAGAGGAUGAAACAUUCAGCUUAAAACUUGAAGUGCUUUUUUCAAAGCCUACGUAGUAAAUCAGUAUUGUUGGAAUCUGUUUGGUUUAUUUUAAUACUUUCUAGUCUAGUCACAAACCAAGUAGAACUUUUGAAAGUAAGCUAUAUUUUCUUCAAAAAUAAUUGAUUUGAUCUUAUAUUUAUUUGUUUUUAGGAUAAUUUAAAAUUUUUUUUUUGGUUAAACUGCUUUACUUGUUAAUAUCUGGGAAGAAUGAACUGGAGGGGUUUAUUUCACUUUUUAAUUUCCCCUAGUGUUUAUUUCAAAGGUAUUCUAUUCAUCAAAAAUAUAGUCAGAAAACUCUUUCUAAUUCAGUAGUUAGCAGGGAAAAAUAAUUCUGAUAUUUAACUGUGACUGUAAUUUUGUAAUGCUAUUAUUAUUGUGAAAAAUUCAGUUCUAUAAGCUUGCCGUGUUGUCACAAUUGUAUGAUAGUUCAUAAUUAUUUUAUGUGCAAUCCUGUUUAGAGGUCCUGUAGAAUUGUCAUAACAAUCCCAUCCAUGUCAGUAAUUCUCUGAUAGCAAGAAUGGAAGGAGUAUUUCUGAGUUAACAAUGCUGAACAUGAUUGUACUGGGUUUCAUAAACACUCUAUGGAUAGUAAGUUUGUGUAAAUUUAAAUCUGGCCCCAAAACUAUAUUGCAGCAUUGCAGCUUUCAGCAGUACGUUUGAAGUGCUCUUUUGUUAAUGAUUCUGUUAUGUAUAAAUCAUAUUCUUGGGUUAUUAAAAUAGAAUAUGAAGACUUGAUAAUUAUUCAUUGGGAAUAGUGAGAAAACUGUAGUGAAAAACUAAAUGGAUUUACUUUAUAGAACAGAGGCAUCUAAGCUACUGCUAAUUGAAUUGCUAGAAUUAGAAAUUAUAGUUUAGAAUAGAAUUGGUAUUAUGGAUUCAUUUUGCUUCUUGUUAUUUUCUCUUUUGUAUGUAUAUAUCUAGGGUUGAGGUGUUUUCUUUCGUGUGGCUUUAUCCUCUCUUAAAGAGCUGUUUUAAAAUUUCCUGAUUUACCUGGCUGCAUCAGUGCCAGCUCACAGAGUCUUGCUUUCAAGUUAGAUUCAAACAAAAUAAAUCAUACUUGGUAUAAAUACAUCAAAAACAGCAGACUUUAGAGUGGAGCAUACUAGAAAUCAAGGUAUAUUCACAAUGAAAGUUGCGGAAUUAGCUUUACUUUUGUAAACAUAAACAGAUAUACAAAAUUGGUUAAACAUACAUGUAAAUAUGUUGCAUUUUUAAAAUAGAUGUUUCCUUUUAAGUGGUGAUUUCUUUGUAUUCUAUUCUCUGCAUUCAGAAUUCAUUAACACUACCAAUAAAUGUAUUUAUAAUCUCUUAAUCACAA
Messenger RNA from Rhinolophus ferrumequinum (greater horseshoe bat), 2754 nucleotides. It is a transcript of the gene ANKRD46, whose product is annotated as ankyrin repeat domain 46. The coding region runs from base 261 to 947 and encodes 228 amino acids. Gene Ontology annotation, molecular function: protein binding. Lineage: Eukaryota; Metazoa; Chordata; Mammalia; Chiroptera; Rhinolophidae. The record is from RefSeq and is a predicted model, not a curated record. The transcript has 5 exons.